Limulus polyphemus (Atlantic horseshoe crab) is the source of this 3268-nucleotide messenger RNA. RefSeq names its product kinesin-like protein KIF2A. Gene Ontology annotation, molecular function: ATP binding; microtubule motor activity; microtubule binding. The transcript is spliced from 24 exons. The record is from RefSeq and is a predicted model, not a curated record. Gene Ontology annotation, biological process: microtubule-based movement. The coding region runs from base 280 to 2481 and encodes 733 amino acids. Lineage: Eukaryota; Metazoa; Arthropoda; Merostomata; Xiphosura; Limulidae.
AAUCUUUGAAUGAGUGAAAUUUGAAAGCAAAGCAUCAGGAGUAGGGAUUAGAUUACGACGGUUGAAUAAUGUACUCGGUGUAACUGUUGUUUAGGUGUGUAAACUGUAAUAAGUUAUUCGAUCUCACCACAUAGAUAUUGUUAAACCAAAGAGGAUUGUUAAUAUAAGAUAAGGUCAUUUACUAACUUUACCCAAUUUACCAGUUGGUUCAAGUCACUCUGUAGUACCAUAGCAUCAUCAGUACAGCUAGGAAUACCAAGCUGGAAGAUAUAACCCAACAUGAACAGUGAGUUAGGAGGCUUGAAAAUUGGAAUAAAUGUAGACAUCCAGAGAACUAAUGGCCGUAUCCAUUCUGCUGUGAUUAGUGGAAUCAAUUUAGCUACAAGAAGUGUAACUGUUGAGUGGUUUGAACAUGGAGAGACUAAAGGAAAAGAGAUAGAGUUUGAUGCUGUGUUCUCCCUCAAUCCUGGGAUUUUUGAAGUGCCUCGCAAUGUUAAUCGAAAGCUUCCAGCAAGACCUUCUCAUGCUGUGCAACCGAAAGGGUCAGUUAGAACUCGCCAAAGCUAUGCCCGACCACAGCUACAGAAUGGACACUCUGAGAAUAAUUUUCAGGCACCAGCUCCUCCUAAUCCUGUUAACAAUAUAGUAAUGGCUCCUCCACCUGCCCCCACACCUGGACCUCUUCAGCCAAUACAGAAGGCUAACACAGGGCAGAUAGCACAACUUCGUAAUACAGGCACAAAGGCUGCUACAAGGUCAGGAUGGCAAGACAGAAAGCCAAGUUCCUUGGCUUGUCCUGUGAAGAAAGGAGAAAAUCUGUGUAAUGAAGAUCCUUCUGCUCGGCGACGAUCAAAUGUGGUGAAAGAAGUGGAUAAAAUUAAGAAACAGAGAGAAGAGAGAAGGAUGCGACAGGCAGAACAAAAAGCUGAAAAACAGGAGCUCAUGAAUGUCGAUCCUGGAAAUCCAAACUGGGAAUUUAUAGGAAUGAUAAGAGAAUACCAGUCUCAGUUAGAAUACAAGCCUAUCAUGAUGAAUGACCCUGUUCAAGUUCAGCAGAUUUGUGUUGCUGUCAGGAAGAGGCCACUAAAUAAGAAAGAAAACAUGAGAAAGGAAGUGGAUGUAAUUACUGUACCAAACAAAGAACACAUUAUUGUUCAUGAGCCGAAGCUUAAGGUUGACCUCACAAAGUAUCUAGAAAACCAAGUCUUUAGAUAUGACUAUGCCUUUGAUGAGACAUCUGAUAAUGAAUUAGUCUAUAAAUUCACUGCUAAACCAUUAGUUCAAACAAUAUUUGAAGGUGGGAUGGCAACCUGUUUUGCCUAUGGACAAACUGGAAGUGGAAAAACGCAUACAAUGGGUGGAGACUUUCAGGGUAAAUCACAAGAUUGUACUACGGGUAUUUAUGCACUUGCAGCAAAAGAUGUUUUCAAGUUCUUGAAUUCAGCCAAGUACCGGAGUGAAGACUUAAUUGUGACAUCCAGUUUCUUUGAAAUAUACAGUGGAAAGGUGUUUGAUCUGUUGAAUGAAAAAUCCAAAUUAAGAGUUCUAGAAGAUGGUAAGCAACAGGUUCAAGUGGUAGGCCUCCAGGAAAAACUUGUAAAAUGUGUUGAUGAUGUGCUUAAGUUAAUUCAACAUGGCAACAGUGUUAGAACUUCAGGACAAACUUCAGCCAAUCAACACUCAUCCAGAUCACAUGCUGUUUUCCAGAUUAUUUUGAAAAAAAGGACAACAGGUCGCCUUCAUGGUAAGUUUUCCUUAAUAGACUUGGCAGGAAAUGAACGUGGAGCAGACACCUCAAGUGCAAAUAGGCAGACUAGAAUGGAAGGAGCAGAAAUCAAUAAAAGUCUGCUAGCACUUAAGGAAUGUAUACGAGCUCUGGGGCGUAAAGGGGCCCAUCUGCCAUUCAGAGCAAGUAAACUGACUCAGGUUUUGAGAGAUUCCUUCAUAGGAGAUAAUUCGCGUACAUGUAUGAUAGCAAUGAUAUCUCCUGGUUUGAGUUCCUGUGAACACUCGCUGAACACGCUUCGAUAUGCAGACAGAGUGAAAGAAUUGGGUAUAGAUAACCCUGAAAACCCUGAGAUUAGAACUGAUGAAGAUGAAGAGAUGAUGGCACAAGAUGAUGAUGAUGAUGAUGAUGAUUUUGCUCUUUUAAGAUCAACUAAUGAAGGAGAGUUUUCAGAAGAUCUUGUCACAUUCCAUGCUGCUAUUUCUCAUCUGCAAAGAAUGGAAGAAGAAAUUCUGGAUAUUCAUAAAACUGUUGUUGAUGCAAGUCGUAAGUGGUUAGAAGUUGAUAGCAGUCUUCUGAACAUGGCAAAUGAAGUAGAUUAUGAUGUUGACUCUUAUGCUCAGCAGUUGGAAGGUGUGUUAUCAGAGAAGAUUGAAGCCCUUACAGUUUUUAAAGAAAAAGUCACCUCCUUCCGCCAACACUUGGCAGAAGAAGAACAGAUCAGCAGAAACAUCAAAAGAGUGCCAGCUAAGUAGCCUGUUUUAAAUAAGUAUCUCUCUCUUCCACUCCAGAAAGCACCUUACGGGUCCACAGUGUUUACUAUGGGGGGACCAAUGACAUAAAGAAGUGCAUCUGAUAGCCUUUCUCGCUCGCUAACUUAAAACAACUAGAAAAAUGCUCCUUUUUACCCGAGUAUGUGUGUGCAUAACACAGUAGUUAUGAAUCUCUUACUAUAACUUGAAAGAGUGUAAGUGGGCAUACUAUGUAUGAUGCUGUAUAGUGACACUUUUAAAAGAAAGAAGAAAAAAAAACUGAUAAUUUCUUGCUCAUUUAGUGUAACUAGUGGUUUUGUUAUGAAAUAAAAUGUUAACCAAGGUAAAAAAAAAUUAAUAGCUUUUUUUUUAUAAUUAUAAGUGACUUAAAAUGAGGUAAUAUUGGCAAAAACCAUUUUCUUAUUGAAUUAGCAUACAGUAAAAUAGGAGAACGUGUACAUACUAAUUUCUUCAGCUUCUAUUGAUUCUAACCUCUGUUCAAACUAAUUGAAUUAUUCAAACAAGUGUUAUUUAAAAUAUGGACCAUGAUGUUUUGUAUACUGUGUUUACAUAAUGAUUUUAGAUUCUGUAAUGAACAUUGUACAGUAGUUUAAGAUUUGUAUAGCUUUCACAUAAAAAAAAAAAACAGCUUUCCUCUUGUAAUUUUAUACUGUUUUUCUUGCUUUCAUUUGUAUUACAGGCUAAUCUGUUUUAAAAGUGCCACAAUAUGUCUUUUAAUGUUUCCAAAUGUAAGGAUUCCAUUGUUAAAUAAAAGCCUUUUUAUGAUAUA